AUGGCACUUCCUUUAGUUUACCAAGUUGCAAGUGUUAAAUCAGAAUGGAAUUGUAUCAAAACUUUCCCAAAUUUGUCUGGCACAGGUAAGGCAAGUUGUGUAAAAUUUGGUCCGGAUGCAAAAUAUUUAGCUGUAGGAUCAAUGGAUAGAAACCUCCGCAUUUUCGGCCUGCCUAGAGAGGAUGGUCCAUUAGAAUCAUAAGGCACCUUCAAGUUGCCCUAUCUGGGA
Quercus robur (English oak) is the source of this 228-nucleotide messenger RNA. Its product is annotated as pre-mRNA-processing factor 19 homolog 2-like. NCBI's taxonomy places the organism in Eukaryota, Viridiplantae, Streptophyta, Magnoliopsida, Fagales, Fagaceae. Gene Ontology annotation, molecular function: protein binding; ubiquitin protein ligase activity. Gene Ontology annotation, cellular component: Prp19 complex; cytoplasm; U2-type catalytic step 1 spliceosome. The record is from RefSeq and is a predicted model, not a curated record. Gene Ontology annotation, biological process: mRNA splicing, via spliceosome; DNA repair. The transcript is spliced from 3 exons. Bases 1 to 201 code for a protein of 66 amino acids.